Adineta steineri is the source of this 1161-nucleotide messenger RNA. Lineage: Eukaryota; Metazoa; Rotifera; Eurotatoria; Adinetida; Adinetidae. The record is from the annotation of a GenBank genome assembly.
AUGGAUCGUUUUGAAGUAGAGCCUGAACAAAUUAACGUGAAUUUACGACAACCAUCAGCUAGUCAAUCAGGAUUAUUACAGAAAUAUUGUCAAAACAGAAAAUUAAUGUGGAUCAUUAUUUCCAGUAUUACUGUCGUUCUUGUUUUGAUCAUAAUUAUUCCAAUAGUUAUUAUGAAAACAAAACCAUCCACAACAAUCAUAACAACAACAAUGGUCACAACAGAAAUUACGACAGAAGAACAAACUAAAUCAAAAUAUAAACACUGGAAACAAAAUGGAAUCACAAUUGCCGGAGGAAAUCAAUAUGGAAAUGGAUUAAACCAGCUCAAUGAGCCUCACGGCAUCUUAAUUGAUGACAACGCUAUUAUUAUUACAGAUUAUGGUGAGUCGCGCAUUCUUGAAUGGAAAAUUGGUUCGAAGGCUGGUGAAAUCAUUGCAGGUGGAAAUGGACCUGGAGAUAAACUUAGUCAAUUGGUUCAACCUGUAGAUAUAAUUCUUGACAAACAAAAUGAUUCUUUGAUCAUUUGCGAUCGGAAUAAUGAACGAGUAAUGCGAUCGUUUCGUAAGAAUCAGACAGAUCCACAAAUUUUCAUUCCUAACAUCGACUGUUAUGGUUUGGCAAUGGAUAAUAAUGGAUCUAUUUAUGUUACUGAUUGGAAGAAGAGCACAGUCACACGAUGGAAAGAAGGAGAAAUAAAUGGAACAGUAGUAGCAGGUGGAAAUGACAAAGGAAAUGAGCUCAAUCAAUUAAAUUAUCCUAUUUAUAUUUUUGUCGAUAAAGAUCAUUCUCUUUAUAUUUCAGAGUUGUCCAAUCAUCGCGUGGUGAAAUGGAGAAACGGUGCGAAAGAAGGAAUUGUGGUGGCUGGCGGAAAUGGACGAGGAAAUAGUCUCAUGCAGCUGUCGUCUCCUCGAGGAGUGUUUGUUGAUGAUUUGGGUCUCAUCUAUGUCGUAGAUCACUUCAAUCAUCGUAUAAUGCGUUGGUGUGAAGGAGAUAAACAAGGUUCAAUCGUUGUCGGUGGAAAUGACCAAGGACAAGAAUCCGAUCAACUGUGGGGUCCCGUAGAUUUGUCGUUUGAUGCUGAAGAAAAUUUAUACGUUAGCGAUUCUGGAAAUGAUCGAAUUCAAAAAUUUGAACUGUGCGUUACUGAAACAAUCAGUUAA